Messenger RNA from Capsicum annuum, 2052 nucleotides. RefSeq names its product protein DETOXIFICATION 46, chloroplastic. Gene Ontology annotation, molecular function: xenobiotic transmembrane transporter activity; antiporter activity. The record is from RefSeq and is a predicted model, not a curated record. The coding region runs from base 146 to 1819 and encodes 557 amino acids. NCBI's taxonomy places the organism in Eukaryota, Viridiplantae, Streptophyta, Magnoliopsida, Solanales, Solanaceae. Gene Ontology annotation, cellular component: membrane. Gene Ontology annotation, biological process: transmembrane transport. The transcript is spliced from 14 exons.
UGCAUGAAAAACUAGGUAGCUCGAAGCAGCCGCCAAUUUUCAACUGGCUGAAAAAGCCCUUCCUAUUUUCGUGGCUCAAAAUGUUCCCUCUUUUUUUCUUCUAUCUGUUGUUCAAUCAACCAUCUAAACGCUUCAUCCCCCAACAAUGAAUCUUCAAACCCUAACAUGUAAAUCUCACAUUCCGAUUAAAAUCCCCAAAUUCAACCCGAAUUUCCAUGUUGAUUUCUCUUCGACCCGGCUCCGAACUUGUCGGGUUGCACCAUUGACCCGAAUGAGUAAUCACAGAAAGCGAAUUAUCACUGCUUGUGUAAAUCACAGUCAAGAGAUUACAGUCAAUUUGGAGAAUUUGAAUUCGAAUUCGUGUAUCGGCGAUGAAGCAUAUGAAGAGAAAGUAGGAGAAGUAACAGUUAGAGAAGAAAUUUCAGUGGUGGAUUCUAAUGGUAAAGGAAAUUUUUCUGGAAAUGAAAGCAUUUGGGCACAAGUGGUGGAAAUUGUAAAGUUUUCGGGGCCAGCAGUUGGGUUGUGGUUAUGUGGACCUUUGAUGAGUCUUAUUGAUACUGCAGUUAUUGGUCAAGGAAGUUCCAUUGAACUUGCCGCUUUAGGUCCAGGAACAGUGUUUUGUGAUAACACAAGCUAUCUUUUUAUGUUCCUUUCAAUUGCCACUUCAAAUUUAGUUGCUACUGCACUGGCCAAAGGGGAUAAAGAUGACGUGCAACAUCAGAUAUCUAUCCUGCUCUUCAUUGGGUUGGCCUGUGGUAUUGUGAUGUUUAUCUUUACAAGAUUGUUUGGUACUUGGGGCAUUACUGCUUUCACAGGGGCAAACAAUAUGGAAAUAAUAAACGCAGCAAAUACUUAUGUCCAGAUUCGUGGAUUGGCAUGGCCCGCCAUGCUGGUUGGCUGGGUUGCCCAAAGUGCAAGUUUGGGCAUGAAAGACUCAUGGGGUCCUUUAAAGGCUUUGGCAGUUGCCACUGCUAUUAAUGGCGUUGGCGACAUAGUCUUAUGCAGAUUCUUUGGAUAUGGUAUUGCUGGAGCAGCAUGGGCAACGAUGGUCUCCCAAGUUGUUGCAGCUUAUAUGAUGAUUGCAGCCCUGAGCGGUAAAGGGUAUACUGGUUUUGCCUUAUCUGUCCCAUCAUUGGAUGAACUUCUACAGAUUUUCAUGCUUGCAGCACCUGUGUUCCUAACAAUGAUGUCAAAGGUGUUAUUCUACUCUCUACUUGUCUACUAUGCUACAUCAAUGGGCACACACAUUGCUGCUGCACAUCAGGUCUUGCUGCAAUUAUUCUGCAUAUUUGCAAUAUGGGGUGAGCCUCUCUCUCAAACGGCGCAGUCAUUUAUGCCUGAAUUGUUAUAUGGAGUGAAUCGGAACUUGUCAAAGGCCCGGAUGCUGCUGAAGUCCCUUCUGAUCAUUGCAGUAUCAAAUGGAUUAUUACUGGGAUUUGGUGGAGUGUCAAUAUCAUGGUUUUUCCCCAAAAUAUUUUCACCAGAUCCUUUGGUCAUACAUGAGAUGCACAAAGUACUGCUGCCAUUGUUUCUAACUCUCUGGGUGUCACCGUGUGUUCAUAGUCUUGAAGGAACUUUGUUGGCUGGAAGAGACUUGAAAUUCAUUAGCAUAUCAAUGGCCAGCAUAUUUGGUUUGGCUUCUCUUCUCGUCAUGCUCUUCAGCAGUAGAGGAUUUGGUUUGUCAGGAUGCUGGUUUGCCCUAGUAGCAUUCCAAUGGAUGCGAUUUUUGGUAGCUCUACGGCGACUCACUUUGGCCGAUGGUAUUCUUUAUUUGGAAAACCCAGUUCAUGAUGAGUUACAAAAGUUAAAAGCAGCAUAGGGGGUUUAAUAUGCCCAAGACAAAACUGACCUCAUAGAAAAGUUGUUCUUCGUUAAAGAUUCCGAUAGUGCUGCAGCCUGCGGGGUGAUAAAUCAUCAGAAGCAAAAUUUUAUCGUUACUUGUCUAUAUAAAUUCUUUUUCGAGAAAUAUUAGUCAACAUGAAGUUGAUCCACCGUGUAUCAUAACUCAAAUGAGUUGUUAUAGAUGCAGUGCAAUAAAUUUUCAUUUGUCAA